Molecule: messenger RNA, 2894 nt
Organism: Pundamilia nyererei
Lineage: Eukaryota; Metazoa; Chordata; Actinopteri; Cichliformes; Cichlidae
Gene: fam131aa
Product: family with sequence similarity 131 member Aa
Exons: 5
Coding region: 1456-2487 (343 amino acids)
Source: RefSeq, a predicted model, not a curated record
UCUGUGGUCGCCUGUGGGCUGACGAAUAUUAAAAUAGUAAAACUGCAGACAAAUUUAAAGCAAAUGAAGAGAUGUGAUCGUCGUCUAUUACCCUGCACCCUUUUUAGAGGUUCCCAUAAUAAGUUUGAGAUGAUUAAUGGGAUAGGAAAUAAGAUUUAAAUAAGAAUAAGAGACCAUAUUUUGAUCCCAGAAUUCUACUAGAGUGGCUUUGCAUGGUUCAAAAUAUCCCUUAUUUCUCCUGCACAGUACAUUCACUCUGAAACAAGUAGUUUUAGUCUUUGCCCCUCCCAUUUAAGACACCUAUCUAUCUGCCCCUUGCAGACACAAGGUUUGAGCAGGUAGGUGAGGCGUUUGGCUCACACUCACAUGUUCUGAUCUUACAGUUUGAAACUGUUACACUGUUACAUUUCUGACAGAAAUAUAAGGGAACUCUUAAUGAGUACCCUUUAAUCUUGUUCAGGCUCUUAAUGUUCCCUGACAUUUUCAGUUUCUUUUAAAUUAUUAAAGGAAAGAACAGAUUAGGGAAAACUGCAGGACAAAAACUCACGUCACAGGCAGUUUUGGACACGUCUCCAUUUGUAGUCAAGGCUUAAUUUCCAUAUGUCCUAAUCCACAUUUGCAGCAGUGGCUGCCUUUGAUAUUCAGGUUCAAGUAAAAGCUGUAGAUUUAUUGUGCCUGCAUGAUUAAAGAGGCGAGCUGUCGGUCUCGCUGGAGGCAGCCGCUCUGAGCUGUACAUGCUGGACAUGUGUUGUGUUUAUCAGCCUUCAGCAUGAGUGACGUCUCACGGGUGUUUAACAGCUGAAGCUUUCCUCUGAACAGAGCUGGUUGCACCUUCAUAUCACGUCCUCCCAGAGUCCCUACCCACCUGUUUGCCUCUGACACACAUUUACUUUCAUGGCUGACUUCAGUGUGAGCUUUUAAAUGCUGUCAGGGGCCUCGUCUUUCUUAGCCGCUUUGGAGGCCAAUCUGCUUAAGGAUAUCUGUCCACUCAUGCACGUGCUCACAGUUUCCUUUCCUGCUAGUCAGAUGGCCUGAAAACACAACAUAUUACAAAUCCAUCUUGUGCUCCGGCUACUGUAAGCCACAUUGUAGAUUUUGCUGACCCAUCACAUCUGCUCAGUGUGGCCAUGUGUGUUUGUUGUGGAGUUAGUUAGGUAGCGCUAUCAUUUUAAUCUGCAGCUUUGCAAUGAGGAGGCCCAGCUGGAGCUGCUUACCCGUGCUGGUCACACGCCAUAUGUUUGCUCAGACGCAUGGAAACUGCCGCAAUUGCGCUCGCCUCCCUCCACCCCAACCAUUCUAACCGGUUGCACAGGCUUAUCGUGGCUUUAGCAUCUGUGCGGUAAAUGUAGGCCAUUGAUGUUUGCUUGUCUGGCUGGUGGUUUAAACCAGUGAACGCAAGCUGUGACUUUUAGUCGUUUGUGCGCUGUACCGUGAUACCAUCUCUGCACGUCCACGAUGAAGCUGAGGUCCAGGAGUAGAGAAAGAAUGGAGACAAAAACAGAGGAAGAGGUGAAAUUAGAUGAGAUUGAAAUGAUUCCAAAGUCCGGAAAAUCUCCAGCAGACUCACGGAAAUCUGCCGGCAUUCAUGAGUUUGCAGCGCUUGCCAGAUCCUCCUUGAAUGGUAUCUCUCAGGCAGUGAGAGACCACAUGACAAAGCCCACCUCGCUGGCUCAGGGCCGGGUCGCUCACCUCAUCGAGUGGAAAGGUUGGCCUAAACCUGCAGCUCCUUCACUGGCCGCACACUCCCAGUUCAGCUCCUACUGCAAUCUGACUGAAGGGGAGAAGGAGGCUCGUUUUGCUGCAGGAGUGGCCGAGCAGUUUGCCAUCGCGGAGGCUAAGCUACGUGCUUGGGCAUCUGUGGAUGACGAUGAUGAGGAAGAUUUCAAUGAUGAAGACUCCCACAUCAGCGGACAGACUCACACGGUAUCCAGCCAAAACUCAGAAGCCACCAUCUACAGUUCCACCUCUGGAGCACCGCCCGGGGUGGACCGCACUGAGACGCCACCAUCCGAUGGUCCCCUGGGCUCCCACAACAGCAGCCUGCCCUGUGGCAGGCUAGCAACUGAAAAUGCCCCACAGUCAUCACAAAGCAACUCACCCACUUUGCCCAGCGACUCCAUGAGUACGUGCCUGGAGGAGGAGGAGGAGGAGGAAGAGGAGGAGAGGCUGGAUAGCCUCGAGGAGCAGCCGGCUCCUUUGCAGGAGCACCGCAGCGAAGUGUGCAUCCACAGCAAGCCCGAGUGGAGGCCGAGGUGCAGGAGCAGCAGGUUUGACUCCUGCUACUCCACCUCUCACUCCGAGUCUCCUGGAGAGGAGGACGAGGAAGACGAGGAGGAAGAGGAAGGCAGCGUGUUUCACGAGGUCCGCGUGUGGCACUGCAGCCCCAGGAGCUUUUUCUCUGACCGGGCGUCUUCCGGGGUGGCGUCAUUCGAUGAGGAAGAAGAAGAGAGAGAAGAAGCAGAAGGAAAAAAAGAGUAUUUGAUGUGAUGUGUCGUCCACCUUUUUGUCCCCUUGAGUCUGUGUUGAUUCUGGAUAUUAUGCUUCAUCCUUACACCUCUCCUCCUCCUCCUCUUCUCCUUCCUCCUCCACUCAUUCUGUCUCCUGUCUCUCAUCCUCCAAGCCUUUCAUACUGAUCUUGCUCCACUGUUUAUCGCUGCUGUAAACAGUCAAUAUGUUGAGAGAGUUCAAUCAGAAUGUAAUGCUGUUGUUCACUAAGUUUUGUACGUUUAUUUUUUUUGUGUGUGUGAACAGUCAUGUGUUGCUAUUGCAUUGGUUUUCUAUGGAUAUUUUCUAGUGUUGUUUCCUCUGGGUCACGCUGUGUCACGUGGGUUGGGCUCUGUUUGAUAUUGAAUGCCUGAAUGUCUUGCAUAUAUAAAUAUGAGUUUUUGAAAGAA